UACUAGUAUUCUAUGGUAGUUCUCUAUCAACCGUGUUAAUUGACUUUUGAGUUGUGUUUACUAUUUACAAAACAUAAUUAAAUUACUUUGAACAGUAAACUGUAAAGUUAACGUUUAACGAUGAAGUAAUGAAAACCUUUCAAUUGAGUUUGCAUUCCAAGUUCGGGUGGAUGAAUAUUUUAUUUUAAACUUUUCAUAAAACGGUUUGGACUUUCAAUAUUAAUUUUUCUAUUCAAUGUGGCCACCUGAUGUUUAAAAAAAAACACAACUCCUACAAUUUAAUAUUUUAUGUAGAUUUUCACGGUUGACGCUGUUGACAGUUUAGUCGUUUGUUUUAUUGUUCUUAUUGUACACUAUAUACAUUAUUCAUAUAUCUUUUUAAUUCCACUAAUUCCGUCAAUAUGUAUGCCCGAAGUAAAACUCCCAGUAUGGGAACGCCGUCUGUGUACUCGAUACACGCUAGUCAAUUGACUAUCCGAUCUUCUAAACUGCGGUCAACGCGUUCCAUGAAAUCUUUACGUGUGCCAUGGUACCAACGUCCUAUAUUAAAAGAUGCUUACUUCCUUGAUAUACAGAAAGGUGCACUUGUCGUUGCCUUCUAUUCAUUGUUUCUAAGCAUUUUUACAUUGGUAACGUCCGCGUUUGAUACAUAUUGUUUGGCAAUGGCUGCUCCUGGAUCUACUCAUUAUGGUUACCAUGUCAUAAGCUAUCAGUUUGUAUAUGUUGGAAGCUCUUGGGUUAGAAAUUUAUUGGUCUUGUUCUCAUUGUUUUCGUUUGUUGUGGCAGCUGUUAUUUUUGUGACAAGUUUGAUUUUAAUAUCUGCAUUACGCAAGGAGCACGAGAAACGGAUUGUGCCUUGGUUAUUUUCAUUUUCUGCAUUUACAGUAUUUCGAUUUAUUGCUUGGUUGUUUUCUUCAAUAGCCAACGAUCCCAUAUUUGGAUAUAAUUUCUCCAUGAUUUUGCUGGGUGCAUUGUUCAGUGUCAUCAAUGUAUACGGCUGGAUACUUGUAUAUUCUUUGUAUUUAGAACUGUUUGAUUUGACUAAGCUUGAAGAUUUAGCACAUUUGAGAAUGGGAACUAUGGCCUCGCUGAAUGCAUCUACAACACUUUCUUUAGCUGGAUCUCGUCCUACUACUCCGCAUAGUACUGUUUCCACUGUUCCAGUAUAACAUGAUACAAUAUUUUAUUGACACAUCAGACAGAGAAAUGUAGUAUUUAUUAUUUUAUUUUUAAACUACAGUAUAGUCACUAAUCUAGACUCGAUACAGAUCCGGACAACCGGACUAGCUAGGUCUGGAUUAGCGAGACUCCACUGUAUUUUAGUUAGUAGGUAUUUGUAUUUACACUUAUUUAUUUUAUUAUUUUAUUUUAUUUC
Molecule: messenger RNA, 1375 nt
Organism: Acyrthosiphon pisum (pea aphid)
Lineage: Eukaryota; Metazoa; Arthropoda; Insecta; Hemiptera; Aphididae
Exons: 5
Coding region: 402-1169 (255 amino acids)
Biological process (GO): establishment of glial blood-brain barrier; septate junction assembly; regulation of tube length, open tracheal system
Cellular component (GO): plasma membrane
Source: RefSeq, a predicted model, not a curated record